UCGAAUAUUUGAGCCCUCACCAGAGCUCUCAACAUCAACGCACACCCCAUUUGCAUUCUCGCCUUCGAACCGUCACCCAACACACCUUCAAACAUCAUGGCGAGUACAAUUAUCAGUCUAGCCCUUCGAGGCUGCCAGGCGCUCUUUGCAAUUAUCAUCCUUGGUCUCUCCGCUGGUCUCCUCAAAGGCCAGGUGGUCAAGGAUCAGCUCCCAUCCACGAUCCCGUACGCGAUCUUUACUGGGGCAUUCGGCCUUGUCUGCGCAUGCAUUGGUGUAGCAUCGAAUUGGGUCGAGAUUCUUCAAACCGUUCUCAUGGCAGGCAUUGAUUGCGCUGUCGCCUUCUUCUAUCUCGCCGGCGGAGUUAUCAUUGCGUACAAGCUUCGCGGCAUCAAUUGUGCCAAAUCAGAUUUUGCCACUCGAAAGAAGAUGACCGGCAACAAUUUGCUCAAUGGAGGCUGUGAGAAAGCUGAAGGCCGCACUCUCUGCGGGUACACGGAGAACGAUGAUUAUACGUAUAGAGCAGGGACGUUGAAUGCGCGAUGCAAACAGAGUGAAGCAGAUGCAGCUUUCAUGUUCAUGUCCGUUCUUCUUAUGGCUGCCUGUGUCGCUAUGCUUUUUAUCCAGCUCAAGAAGAAGUGAUCACGCGGAUGGUGAAGGUUGGAAGGGGUCUGCGAGUGGGUUAUGAGCACUUUUGCUGACAUUAAGAGAAGGGCCUACGGUGGAGGGAGUGUAAAAGACAAAUUUGAGGGAAUAGUAUGAGGAAUGAGGUUUCACAACGCUAAUGAAUAUGAGCUUGGGGGGU
Messenger RNA from Lindgomyces ingoldianus, 802 nucleotides. RefSeq lists its product as uncharacterized. Gene Ontology annotation, biological process: eisosome assembly; protein localization to plasma membrane. Lineage: Eukaryota; Fungi; Ascomycota; Dothideomycetes; Pleosporales; Lindgomycetaceae. The transcript has 2 exons. The record is from RefSeq and is a predicted model, not a curated record. Gene Ontology annotation, cellular component: plasma membrane; eisosome. Bases 97 to 639 code for a protein of 180 amino acids.